This is a messenger RNA of Gigantopelta aegis, 2370 nucleotides long. Its product is annotated as platelet glycoprotein 4-like. The record is from RefSeq and is a predicted model, not a curated record. Gene Ontology annotation, cellular component: cytoplasm; membrane. The coding region runs from base 57 to 1538 and encodes 493 amino acids. The transcript has 13 exons. Gene Ontology annotation, molecular function: scavenger receptor activity. NCBI's taxonomy places the organism in Eukaryota, Metazoa, Mollusca, Gastropoda, Neomphalida, Peltospiridae.
CUGAAACAAAACGCACCCAGGGAACCAGAUGAAUAAACGUAGAAUACUUUUGGAGGAUGGGACGGAAGUGUACAGCUGGGUGCGGUGUUUGUGGCCUGGUGCUCGGUCUUCUUGGGGCUCUUUCUCUCACUUUGUUCCAUUUAGUUGUCAAGUUUGAACUGGGGAAGCUGAUGCCCUUAAAAGUUGGGACAUUCGCGUACCCAUACUGGAAGAAGGCGCCAAUUCCAGUAUACAUGCAGUUCUACGUGUUUGACGUCAUUAACUCAGAUGAAGUGAUUGAAACAGGGGCCAAACCAUCUGUAUUGGAACGAGGACCGUACACAUACAGGUUGGAAAAGGAGAAAGUGGGCAUCAAAUACAACGACAACAACACCGUCACGUACCGACAGAUCACGUGGUACUACUUUGAACGAAACAUGUCGGUCGGCUACGACAACGAGACAUUUACGAACUUCAAUAUUCCAUAUUUGUCCGUGGCCUACUUGGUUCGGUUUGAAUACCCGUGGGUGCAGGAACUAAUAAACUACGCGCUGGCGAUUACGGGUGAGAACCUCUUCAAGGUGGUCAGCGUACAUGACAUUCUGUACGGUUACGAGGACCCCCUGCUGAAAUUCGUCUCUCAAGACAUCAUGGGCCUCUUCAACAUGAGUCAUUUUUUGGACCCCAAUUUUGGACUCAUGUACAAGUGGAAUGGAUCCGACGAUGGUGUUUACAACGUGUACACUGGAUCUGAUGACAUAUUUCGCGCGGGAUUCAUAGACAAAUGGAAUUAUUUCAAAACACUUUCUUUUUGGAGUGGAAAAUAUGCAAAUAUGAUCAAUGGCUCUGAUGGGGAGUUCUUUGGACCCUUUGUUGACUCGUCAAAAGAUAUGCUAUUCUAUUCGUCACAGGCAUGCAGAUCUCUGUUAGUGAAGUAUCAGUAUACACACAGUAUAAAAGGAAUCGACGUCUAUAGGUAUUUGCUUCCAGCGGACACCUUCGCCUGCCCGGCAGAAAAACCGGACAAUGUUGGCUUCUGCAGUCCUGAUUCUAACCACUGCAUGGCGUCGGGCGUACUGAAUGUCAGCGUAUGCAGAAAUGGUUCAUCAGGAACAUUAUCGUUUCCUCACUUCUUGGGAGCUGACCCGGAUGUUAUUCAUGGCGUCGAUGGUCUGCAUCCGAAUUCAGAGCAACACAGUUCCUUUAUAGAUAUAGAACCUACGACCGGCCUUCCGUUUCAAAUGGUCUUCCGCUUUCAAGUUGGAAUUCAUAUUACAAACAAUUCCAUUAUCAAGGGACUGCACAAUAUACGAUCUUUGCACAUGCCCAUUGUGUGGUUCAACGAGAGUGCGUAUAUUGAUGACGAUUUGGCCAACAAAUUUAAAGCAAGACUUGAACUACCAAUGAAUAUCGUCCACGUCAUGCAGAUUAUUUUGAUUAUCAUGGGAAGUCUCAUUCUAAUUGGCUCAGCGAUACGGUGGUUUCGAAAAUACAAAACAGUUGAAAAUGAUACGGAAGAGAAACCCUUAUUUACACCUGUCAGCUUGAAAAACGACUAAUUCGUAACAAUGUUAUAAAUAAAACUUAGGCUUCGUAUUCAUAAACGGACUUUAGUCAACUAAUGCUACUUAUCUACCUACUUAAGUAUAGAGAUAAGUAUCAUACGUUGACUUAAAUACGUUUAUGAAUAUGGAGCCACUGCUAUACUAGUGGUUCGUCCUAAACACAGAGGACUAUGUCAUGCUUUUGCUGAACCUGAAGAAAGGAAUUAAAAACACUACUUGUCUAAAGAAACUUCAGCACAUUUUAAACCACGGCUAUUUGGUGUCUAAGGUGGUUAUUUCUACACUAGGUCAAGCGAGAGAGAGAGAGAGAGAGAGAGAGAGAGAGAGAGAGAGAGAGAGAGAGAGAGAGAGAGAGAGAGAGAGAGAGAGAGAGAGAGAGAGAGAGAGAGAGAGAGAAAAGAGAGAGAAUAACAGCAAGGGAUAUCUGAUAGACAGGACAGUACAUAUCAUGACUUUUGAUGAUACCAGACAUGAGACACUGCUUAGAACGGGAGACACCAUUAUUAGUCCACCAAGAUCGAUGGAUAGUUCGAUGAUCUUUUGCACAUAAGGCGAGCGCUCUACCUCUUAAACUAUAUCCAUCCACUCAACAUGAUGAAUAUAAGAGAACUGCCCCAGAAAUAUUCACAUGGAACACAACCGGGUUUUUGUUCCAGCACAUGUGACAUGUAAAAGAAAGUAAACGCCCACCAUUGUUUCAGUAUACAUCAUGUUGGAUAUAUCGCGAGCGCUUACCCCACUGAACGCACGAUUAAUUGGUAUUCACCAUUCACUAUCCAUUUAUAACAUAUAAUUUACAGACAAUAAAAUAUGUAUUUACUUAAAA